AAUCCGCAAUAUUGAGGUGAAAGGUCAAAACAAAGAUGGCGAACAUCACGAGAUUUUUUGUCUUCCUGUCGUGUUUUUGUUUUGCCAGCCGUGUUGGGAGCGCUUCAGGGAACAGAAACGUCCUCGUCAUUAUAGGUGACGAUGCAGGUUUUGAGAUGCAGGUGUACAACAACACGGUGUGUAAGACCCCUCACCUGAACAGCCUGGCCAGCCGCAGCCUGACCUUCACACAAGCCUUCACCUCUGUCAGCAGCUGUUCACCCAGCCGCUCCGCCAUCCUCACAGGUCUUCCCCAGCACCAGAAUGGCAUGUAUGGGUUGCACCAGGGCUACCAUCACUUCAACUCUUUUGACACUGUCAGAAGCUUACCUCUCCUGCUCAAUCAAUCUGGAAUAAGAACAGGGAUUGUAGGUAAGAAGCAUGUUGGUCCCGAGUCCGUGUACCCUUUUGAGUUUGCUCACACUGAGGAGAACAACCACAUCAUGCAGGUGGGCAGGAACAUCACCCUCAUCAAACUCCUGGUCAGGAAGUUCCUGCAGCAGAAGGAUGACAGGCCCUUCUUCCUGUACAUCGGAUUCCAUGACCCUCAUCGCUGUGGCCACACCAACCCGCAGUUCGGGAACUUCUGUGAGAAGUUUGGUAACGGGGAGCCGGGCAUGGGGCUGAUUCCUGACUGGACUCCUGUGCACUACUCCCCAGAGGAAGUGGUGGUGCCUCCGUUCGUACAGGACACGCCAGCGGCAAGGAGUGACCUGGCAGCUCAGUACACAACCAUCAGCAGGUUGGAUCAAGGUAUUGGCCUGAUCCUACAGGAACUACAAGCUGCCGGCCACGACAAGGACACGCUGAUCCUGUACAGCUCCGACAACGGCAUCCCCUUCCCCAACGGUCGCACCAACCUCUACAACUCUGGCAUGGCGGAACCCCUUCUCCUGUCCUCCCCCCUCCACACCUCGCGCUGGGGUCAAACCACCGACAGUUUUGCCAGCCUGCUGGAUGUCGUGCCAACAGUACUGGACUGGUUUGGGCUGGAGUAUCCAGAGUACGAGAUAUUUGGUAAGAACAAGUUAGUGAAGCUGACGGGGAAGUCUCUCCUGCCAGCACUGAAGGAAGAACAGUCGUGGAACACGGUCUACGCAAGCCAUGACCUUCACGAGGUCACCAUGUUCUACCCCAUGAGGAUUAUAAGAACAGGAGACUAUCACCUCAUCCAGAACCUCAACUUUGCCAUGCCCUUCCCCAUCGAUCAAGACUUCUACCUCUCCCCAAGCUUUCAGGACCUUUUGAACAGGACUAGGAAGGGGCAACCCUUGCACUGGUUCAAAACGCUGAAAAACUACUACUACCGCCCUCAAUGGGAGCUGUAUGACCUAAAGAGCGAUCCACAGGAGACCGUUAACCUAGCGGAUAACAGUGACUACCGUGACGUGUUGCAGGAGCUGCGCAGCCAGCUGCAAGCCUGGCAGAAAGUGACCUAUGACCCCUGGAUUUGUGCUCCUUGGGGAGUUUUGGAGGACGAAGGCCCAUAUAAGGACAACCCCGUCUGUAUGAGUAUGGACAAUGGAACAUGAGAGAGUUCUUACCAUAGUCGCACAGUCGUUACACAGCAAAGUA
Molecule: messenger RNA, 1614 nt
Organism: Branchiostoma floridae (Florida lancelet)
Lineage: Eukaryota; Metazoa; Chordata; Leptocardii; Amphioxiformes; Branchiostomatidae
Product: N-sulphoglucosamine sulphohydrolase-like
Exons: 6
Coding region: 36-1571 (511 amino acids)
Biological process (GO): glycosaminoglycan catabolic process; heparan sulfate proteoglycan catabolic process
Molecular function (GO): N-sulfoglucosamine sulfohydrolase activity
Source: RefSeq, a predicted model, not a curated record